Messenger RNA from Teleopsis dalmanni, 1881 nucleotides. It is a transcript of the gene drl, whose product is annotated as tyrosine-protein kinase Drl. The coding region runs from base 37 to 1881 and encodes 614 amino acids. Gene Ontology annotation, cellular component: signaling receptor complex. The transcript has 4 exons. The record is from RefSeq and is a predicted model, not a curated record. Gene Ontology annotation, biological process: positive regulation of kinase activity; axonogenesis; cell surface receptor protein tyrosine kinase signaling pathway. Lineage: Eukaryota; Metazoa; Arthropoda; Insecta; Diptera; Diopsidae. Gene Ontology annotation, molecular function: protein kinase activity; ATP binding.
UUAAUAUAAAACAUAAUAAAAUUUAAAUAUAUAAAAAUGCUGUUAAGGACCCAAAUAAGGAUUGGAUUAGUUUUGGCGUUUCUCAGCAUCGUGCGGAGUCAUCUCAACGUUUAUCUAAAUCUACAGGAGGUGGUGCGUUUAAUAGGUAUCAAAGCUGAACUGUAUUAUGUGCGCGAUGGCCAAGUCAAUGAUUAUGCAUUGAAUUUUGCCGUACCAGUACCGGCGAACGUCAGCGAUAUCUCUUUCACUUGGCAGAGCUUGGCGCAUCAUCGUUUGCCAUACAGCAUCAAUAUAAUAACAUCAGAACCAUCGGUGCUGCCACGACCCACAUUGAAUAUUUCGCGCAUCGGUGAAAUUCCAUUGGAGCUGCAGACAUUCACUGUUGGCAUGAAAUGCUCAGGUACACGUGACGCUGAAGUUGAAGUGACCAUCGCCAUUGAGAUUAUAUUGGACCGACAAACGAAUAACAUAACGGACCUGCUAUUUCGCCGUAAGAAAAUUUGCUUGGCCGGUGUACAGGACGAUUUACAUGGUUUAAGUGAUGGUCCAGAUGAUGUUGAUACUGCUCAUGGUAUUGAUGGUGCUGGGUUACAUGACCAACAUGAUGGUAAUGUUGAUGCUUCCGGCAAUGUUUACUCUUCCGAAACUGGUAACGAACACUUAUCGAAUGAAGAACAUAACGUUAUGCAUGGCAAUGAAUUGGGUGUUGGCUCGACUGGUGUAUUGAAUGCGUUUGAUCCCAUGUUGAAGGAGACUAUUGUGCCACCCACUGGUGGGCUUGUUACUCUCAUAAUUGGUGGUAUUUUGGCAUUGUUACUGGUAGCAUCACUUAUAAUCAUCGCUUAUUGUGCAAAAGGACCAAGCAAACGCCAAAAUCAUGGUGUGCAUUUAAUUAAGACAUCAAGUUUCCAACGUUUGCCCACCAUUUCAUCAACGGCACACAAUUCGAUUUAUGUUUGUCCCUCUACUAUUACGCCUACAUAUGCUACACUAACACGACCAUUCCGUGAGUAUGAGCAUGAGCCGGAGGAAUUCAAUCGGCGUCUGAAUGAGUUGAAUGUGCAGAAGUGUCGCGUACGUUUGUCGUGCCUUGUACAAGAGGGCACCUAUGGACGCGUUUAUCGUGGCACUUAUAAUGAUUGCCAAGAAGUUUUAGUAAAGACUGUUGCACAACACGCAAAUCAGUUGCAGGUUUCAUUACUAUUGCAAGAGGGAUUAAUGUUGUAUGAGGCUUCACAUCCCAAUGUGCUCUCUAUUCUCGGUGUUUCGAUUGAGGAUUUCACAACUCCUUUCGUACUCUACACUGCUGGCAGUAAUGCACGUAAUUUAAAGUUAUUCCUACAAGAACCAUCAUAUGCUCGUAGCGUUACUACCAUACAAACUGUGUUGAUGUCCUCACAAUUGGCCAUGGCAAUGGAACACUUACAUAAUCACGGAGUCAUACAUAAGGAUGUUGCUGCUCGGAACUGCGUUAUUGAUGAUCAAUUGCGUGUUAAAUUGGCCGAUAGUUCUCUUAGCCGUGACUUAUUCCCAGCUGAUUAUAAUUGCUUGGGUGAUGGUGAGAAUCGUCCCAUAAAAUGGAUGUCACUAGAGGCUAUACAAAAGAAACACUACAAUGAAGGCAGUGAUGUUUGGUCAUUCGGUGUAUUGAUGUGGGAAAUGUGCACAUUGGGUAAAUUACCAUAUGCCGAAAUCGAUCCCUACGAGAUGGAACACUACCUUAAGGAUGGCUAUCGUUUGGCUCAACCAUACAAUUGUCCUGAUGAAUUGUUCACUAUUAUGGCUUAUUGCUGGGCCUCACUACCCAACGAGCGUCCCACUUUCACCCAAUUACAGAUUUGUCUAUCAGAAUUUCAUACACAGAUCACACGUUAUGUUUAA